This is a messenger RNA of Gasterosteus aculeatus aculeatus (three-spined stickleback), 870 nucleotides long. It is a transcript of the gene ak6, whose product is annotated as adenylate kinase 6. Gene Ontology annotation, molecular function: ATP hydrolysis activity; ATP binding; AMP kinase activity. The record is from RefSeq and is a predicted model, not a curated record. Lineage: Eukaryota; Metazoa; Chordata; Actinopteri; Perciformes; Gasterosteidae. Gene Ontology annotation, cellular component: nucleus; cytoplasm.
CGAAGCUGUUCACUGGCGGCAGUGUUUCGUUGAAAGUCUCCCUCGAGCUGGUCGCGUUCAGCCAGCUAGCUUUCCGCUCUGUCGCAGUUCGCGUGUUUCAGGUGAACGUCGUCCGGACACGUGUUGGCCGCCAGCGGAGCUAUGAAGAUGAGGAAGCGACCGAACAUCCUGCUAACAGGUACCCCGGGUGUUGGAAAGACCACAUUGGGGAAGGAGCUGGCCCAGCGGACAGGACUGACCUACGUCAACAUAGGAGACCUGGCGAAGGAGGGUCAGCUUUAUGACGGCUAUGACGAGGAGUACCAGUGCCCAAUUUUGGACGAGGACGGGGUGGUGGAUGAGCUGGAUGAAAAGAUGGUCGAAGGCGGCAUGAUCAUCGACUAUCACGGCUGCGACCUGUUCCCUGAGCGCUGGUUCCACAUCGUCUUCGUCCUGCGCACGGACAACACCCAGCUGUACACGCGGCUGGAGGACAGGGGCUACACGGGGAAGAAGCUGCAGGACAACGUGCAGUGCGAGAUCUUCCAGACCAUCUACGAGGAGGCCAGGGAGGCCUACAGCGAGGAGAUCGUCCACCAGCUGCCCAGCGACACCCCCGAGGACCUGGAGCGCAACCUGGAGCAGCUGGUUCAGUGGACCGAGCAGUGGAUGAAGGACAACAACUAGAUGCCCCCCUCUGGCCGGGCCGGGGGCCGCCGGCUGGACUGUCACAACCAUAUUAUGACAAAGAAAAAAAAUCACCCGUCACGGGACUUUAAUCCAUUGCAGAUUAGUGUUAAUCAAAGCACUCGUGGUGCUGCAUUCAUGUCGUCAUUUUUUGUAAAUAAAUGGCCACUGGGGAACACUAGCGUUGCCCUAGUGAGAACUACA